GCGGCCAUCUUUCUAUGUGGCAAAAGAACAGUUUGCCGAUUGGCUACAAAGGAAUAGCAAACUGUCUGUUAAUUGGUUGGUGGCGUUUUGGUCGGCCAGCAUCUGUGUUGGAUAUUGAGCUUUAACAAGAAGAGUGGGGAGCAAACAGUGAAAGUGAGGGCAUCUCCGUGAAAUUAAGCAGAGGGUAUAAAUGUUGGGAUAAUAUGGUGGAACGGUAUUCCAUAUAAUUGUAGCUCCUAAAGGCUUUUAUGGUGCUUAGCCAUGGAAGGACAUGAAGGGGAUCUUAUGAUAAACAAAAAAUUUGUGACAGAAUCAGAAAUAGAAGAAAUACGAAAGAAAAGGCAAGAGGAAUGGGAGAAAGUGAGAAAACCAGAAGACCCAGAAGAGUGUCCAGAAGAAGUCUAUGACCCUCGUUCGUUAUAUGAAAAACUUCAAGAGCAGAAAGAUAAGAAGCAGUUGGAAUAUGAAGAACAGUUUAAAUUCAAGAAUAUGGUGAGAGGUUUAGAUGAAGAUGAAACCAAAUUUCUUGAUGAGGUUUCAAGAAAACAAGAACUGAUUGAAAAGCAGAGAAGAGACGAGGAAAUGAAAGAAUUGAAUGAAUUCAGAAAUGCCCGCUCCAAAGUGGCAUCUUCAAGCACAGACCAAAAAAAGAGAGAAGCAGAUAAGAAGCCGGCUGGUAAACCUGUUGAAACCAAGACUAAAUUUUCACAGUCAAAGCUGCUGGCAGGAGCAGUCAGGCACAGAAGCAAUUCUGAAAGUUCUAGUGCUAAGAAAAUCAAACUGGAACCAGAACAUGAGAAAUUUAAAGAGAGUCACUCGGACCCCAUCGGAAGCAGUUCUGUCGGUGGUUCUCUUCUUCAUUGUCCUUCAGCCUCAGUCUGUAUUGGAAUUUUGCCUGGCCUGGGCGCAUAUUCCGGGAGCAGUGAUUCCGAAUCUAGUUCAGACAGUGAAGCCACUAUCAACUCCAUGGGAAAGAUAGUCUCCUCUGUGUUUCGCACAGGAACAUACCUGAAUGCUCCGUAACGAACUCCUGAGUGAAAUCAUCUUUUAAAUUUGGAAAACUAAACAUGGAAAUUUCUGCUUAUAGGGUAACAAUUAAGGACAAAAUCUGUGCACACAGACUGCAAAGUAUGGGGUGAUUCACAUAUAUGUGUGUAGUAUAUUUUAUUCAUAUAAUGUAUUAAAAUAAUUCAAUUUGAUAAGUCAACAGGUUUUGUUUGCAACACUGCUCAAUUUGGACAUCAUUAAAGGAGCUCCUUUCGCUUCUGUGUUAAAGAUUGUGCUUGUCCCACGCUCCCUAGAUCGGCCAAAAAAAUAAAUCUGUAACCAAGCUUUUCAAACUCCUGCAUAGUCCUUAAAGGGACAGUAAACUCCUAAUGUGUUAUUGUUUAAGAAGAUAGAUAAUCCCUUUAUAUUAGCGCUGCGGAAUCUGUUGGCGCUCUACAAAUAACCGAUAAUAAUAAUAUUACCCAUUUCCCAGAUUUGCACAACCAACAUGGUUAUUUUAAUAUACUUUUAACCUCUGUGAUUACCUUGUAUCUAACUAACUAAGCCUCUUCUGCAGCCUCCUUUAUCAUAUUGCUUUUUAUUUAUUAUCUGUUGACUUGCAUUUUAGCCAAUGAGUGCAGUGUCAGCCACAACUUCUCGGGAGAGAGCACAAUGUUAUCUAUAUUGCACACAUGAAUUAGCAGUCUCUUGUUGUGAAAUGCUAAAAAAAGGAUGUGAUAAGAGGCUGCCUGUAAAUGUUAUAAAGUAUAUUAAUAUAACAAUGUUGGUUGUGCAAAGCUGGGGAAUGGGCAGUAAAGUCGUUAAUUAUCUUUUUAAACAAUAACAAUUUUGGUGUUGACUGUGCCUUUUAAACUUGCUAUUUGAUUUUGAGGUUACAUAAUUUGUUUUUUGAACUCUCUUGUGAGGGUGGAACUAGCAUCCCUUUACAUAAAAACAAGUGGUGUUUAAUUUCCCUUUAAAAAAAAAAAAAACUAAUACUUUGGUAUUUAUUUGUUUUUGCGCCUAACUUUUCAAUAAAUUGUUUGUCAGCUGCA
Molecule: messenger RNA, 2042 nt
Organism: Bombina bombina (fire-bellied toad)
Lineage: Eukaryota; Metazoa; Chordata; Amphibia; Anura; Bombinatoridae
Gene: PSME3IP1
Product: proteasome activator subunit 3 interacting protein 1
Exons: 7
Coding region: 262-1023 (253 amino acids)
Cellular component (GO): nucleus
Source: RefSeq, a predicted model, not a curated record